This is a messenger RNA of Notothenia coriiceps (black rockcod), 2199 nucleotides long. RefSeq names its product guanine nucleotide exchange factor DBS. The record is from RefSeq and is a predicted model, not a curated record. The transcript is spliced from 16 exons. Gene Ontology annotation, cellular component: cytoplasm. Gene Ontology annotation, biological process: positive regulation of Rho protein signal transduction. The coding region runs from base 76 to 2199 and encodes 707 amino acids. Gene Ontology annotation, molecular function: guanyl-nucleotide exchange factor activity. Lineage: Eukaryota; Metazoa; Chordata; Actinopteri; Perciformes; Nototheniidae.
GCUUUGCAGGUGCAGCGAGGAGUCUCUCUGGAUGACAGAGUUUGUUUGAGUGUGUGAGACCAGCGGCCGGCUCUCAUGUCUCUGCAUGAGUUUCUGAGGGAGGGGGGUGAGGCAUCGUACCGGAUCGCAAACCGCCUCAGUCAUCUGAUCCAGAACCUGGACAUCUCUGGAGUCGGAUCUCCUUUCCCUUUCAACCCUGCCAGCCGCAGGAACUCCUGGAGAGACUGGGAUGAUGAGAUCAUGCAGCUGGACAGCAGUCCCCUCCGAGCGGCUGACAUCACCUCCGACCUCAAGAAGCAGUUUGCCAUCCUUUCAGGAGGAAGAGGGGAUAGCGGCAGCCCCAUCAUUGUAUUCCCAGAAUUCCCUGCGUUUGGAGAGAUCACGGACGGAGAGUUUCACAACGUGCUGACCUACCUGACCAGCGUGCCCAGUUUGUCUUCGACGGGAGUGGGUUUCAUUCUGGUUAUUGAUCGCCGGCAAGACCGAUGGGCAGCCGUGAAGGGGACCCUGCUUCGAAUCGCAGGCUCCUUCCCAGGGAACCUCCAGCUGGUUCUGGUUCUGAGGCCCACCGCCCUCCUGCAGCGAACACUCUCAGACAUCCUCUUCAAGUUCAACAAGGAUGAGUUCAAGAUGAAGGUGCCGGUGAUCAUGCUGAGCUCCAUCACUGAUCUGCACGCCUACAUCGACCGCUCUCAGUUGACCCUGGAGCUCGGAGGAACGCAGCACUACUGCCAUGAGAAGUGGAUAUCUCACCGCACUGCUAUAGAAGGCUUUGCGUUGAUGGUAAAGAGAACAGCUCAGAUCCUGCAGUCGUUUGGGACCGAGCUGGCUGAAACUGAACUCCCCAAUGAAAUCCAGGCCACAACCGUCCUGCUGAGCACACACACCAACAAGAAAGACAAAAUGAAGGGGGAUCUGCUGGUGGCUCUGGGUCAGGGUCGCAGGCUGCUGGAGAGCAUCAAUGAGCCGGUGGCGCGAGACCCCGACCACAACAUGAACCAGGACGAACUGGAGAACCUGGCUACAGUGCAACGACUGUUUUCUCAGCUGGACGAGACAGAAAGGGCUUUCGAUGAGUUCUGGGUGAGGCAUCAAACCAAACUGGAGCAGUGUCUCCAACUGCGCCACUUUGAGCACAACUACAGAGAGGUCAGGGCUCUGCUGGAUCAGGUGUCUGAGAAACUCUCAACCUUCUCUGAGGUGGGGAUCAGCCCGGCCCACGCUGAACACAUCUUCUGUGAACUCACCACUUAUGAGGAGAGAGUCUGUGACGGGUUGAACAGAGCCUCGUCGUUGGCCGGUGAGGGAGAUGAGCUGAUCCAGAACUCACACUACGCCGAGGACUCCAUUCAGCCCAAAUGCAGCGAGCUCAGAGCGAUCAGUGAGAAUGUGAGCAGCAGCCUGAGGGACAGGAAGGAGCACCUCGUGAAAGCCAUGGAGCUGCACCGCAGUUUGGAGAGAGCGUCUAAAUGGGUCGAUGAUGGUAUUUACAUGCUGGCGUCUCAGCCUGUGGACAAGUGUCAAUCACACGAGGGGGCGGAGUUAGCCCUGAAGGAGCUGGAGCGUUACCUUGACGAUGCAGGCAAGAACCAACUGACGGAACUCGGUAACAUCUGGACCGAGUUCGAGGCGGUGCUGAACCCGCAGUUUAAAGACCAAGUGGAGAAGAUUUUCCAGAAGCAGACGUCCAUGCAGGAGAUGUUUGACAAGAGGAGGGUCAGCCUGAAGAAGCUCGCAGCCAAACAGACCCGGCCGGUGCAGCCGGUGGCCCCCAGACCCGAAGCCUUCAUCAAAUCCCCUCUCAGCUCCCCCGCACCUUUCUUUUCUCAGGGGAACAAGAGUGAGCUGGGGAAGCUGCUGAUGCAGGGCUCAUUCAGCGUGUGGACGGAGCACAAGAAAGGUCACGCCAAGGUCAAGGAUCUGGCCCGUUUCAAGCCCAUGCAGAGGCACCUCUUCCUCCACCAGAAGACGCUGCUCUUCUGCAAGAGGAGGGAGGAGAACGGGGAGGGCUACGAGAAGGCCCCCUCAUACAGCUUCAAACAGUCCCUCAAUAUGAGUGCGGUCGGCAUUACUGAGAAUGCAAAGGGAGACAACAAGAAGUUUGAAAUCUGGUGCAACUCCAGAGAAGAGGUGUAUAUUGUUCAGGCUCCGACGGCAGAAGUAAAAACCACCUGGGUGAAUGAGAUCAGGAANGCUUAA